UGGCUUCGCCAAUGGAUGCCAGGCAGGAGGAGACGCCAUUUUGAUAUACGGGCGCACGUCAAGCGUUCGCUCGUAGGGAAACGCGGUCUCGAGUCGGUCUGCCGCUUCGCGUAGGACCGCGCAGGUGAAUUCUGUGGUUCGCUCGGUUGAAGAGUAUCGUUGGUACGAGUGCGUGGCGCAACGUAUCCGAACGGUAUCGUUGACAAGUGACAGGUGAAUCGAUCGGGCCGCGAGGAAAGUCGCGUUGCGGCCCCGUGCCCGUAACACGGUUCGCUCGGUUGAUUGGUAGUGACUACUGUGUGUGGAACUACGUGUACAUUCGGAUUUUUCCCCACGCGGCCGAGAGUCGAGUGUGCACAGCGAGGGACAACGUAGCUAGUGUAUAUUGGUGCGCGGGGAUCCGGGGUGGCGGUGUACGCGGCAGGGAAAAGCCGCUGCUGUCUCGUUGGUUUCGCGCGCGCGAGAGAGGCCACCGGCCGACACUUUGGGCCAGGACAAGACGACCCGAUGUCGGGAGCGGGUGGUCGUCCUCGUCCUCGCGUACCCAUCUCUUUCAUAGCACCAGGACACACCUGGCGUAAAUGUGCUCUCAUGAGCGCCCAUGUGCACCUCUCUUUCUGCCUGCUGCCCUUACGUGCCCUGUAAAUCCAGAGCACACCCCGAUUAGCACGCCCACGCACUCUAUCACUCGCGAAUAUGGCCAAGAUCCUCAACAAGGACCCCGUCACCUACGAGAGGGAGAGGGACAACUUCCUUAAGGACCUCCGUCAUUUCCAUGAGACCAGAGGGACUCCGUUCAAGAAAAAUCCGAAAAUCAAUGGAAAAGAUAUAGAUCUGUACUUGUUGUACGUCGUCGUUACUGCUCAUGGCGGAUGGAUAAAGGUGAAUACCAGAAACGAGUGGGCAUCGUUAUGCGAACAAUUCCAUCUACCCAACGGCUGCGUGAACAGCGGGGUUGGCCUUAAACAAAUUUACCUCAGGUAUCUGGACAGGUAUGAGAAGGUACACUUUCUAGGAGAGGAUGGCCAACAAGCUGACGACGACGACGAGGAUUCUAGACACAGAAAGUGGUCUGCCAGGGCAUUACACUCCGUUCCUCUUACUUAUAAUCAUCAUCAACACAAUGUCGCAGAAUCUCUUCGUGAUUACAAUGGCCUUUCGUCGGACCUCUACAAGCCAUCCAACUACGAUAAACUCGCGCUGUCGCUUCUCUCGCCUCUUCCCAACGAACAAGACUUCGCCAUCAACGUGUGCACGUUGCUGUCGAACGAAGGCAAGCACAUCCUACGUCUCGACAAGUAUCCCCGUCUCGUCAACAUACUGCUGGCGCACGCCGGUAUCUUCGACUCGCCCGGCACACGGCAGCUCUUCAUCGAGGUCUAUUCUCGCGUGAGGAAUUACUCGAUCAACUCGUUCUGGUCGGACGUUCUCGACUCCCAGGACGUGAUAGAUCUUACGAACGAGAGGACGUUUAUGAAGAAACCAACCGCCAGUCCGCAGACCUUCUCCAGACGGAAAAUCUUGGAGAGAGAGAAGCAGAACAGAAACGCAGCGUCGACGGAGAACGACGAGGCUUCCACGUCGAUGGAAGUCGACGGGGUGAUACCAGACUGUCCAAGAUUGGAUCCAACCGGCUCGCAUCAAGAUGAAAUUCUGAAAGAUCAAAAUCAAAACUCCAUAAAGUUUGAAGAGGAGGACAAAGAUUUGUUUUGUGUCGGACGGACGCUCGGAACGCAGGAUCCUUAUGGUCAACGUGUGCUACAAAUAGCAUCUAUCUUACGGAAUUUAAGUUUCACUCCGGAAAACGCCGCUGUAUUAGGAAGAAAUCGAUGUUUCUUGAGAUUCGUAUUGCUCUGUGUGCGGGCAAGGUGGAGUAAUUUGCACCAACUUGGUUUCGAUAUACUAGGCAACAUAGCGAAUGAAAUAAUCUUGAAAGAAGCUGGUGAAAGGAUAACCGAUGUUGUAUUGUCGUGCGUAGCAAAGGGAAUUGAAUCCCAAGACAGGUUUAUCGUUAUUUCCUGCUUGGAGGUGCUUAACAAAAUUAGCCAACAAGACAGCAACGAAGAAAUUAUUAGGUUUGGAUUAGAAGACAAUGUAUACGAACUUAUAUGCAGGUUUUUAGCCCUGAACGACAUAGCUCUUCUGGUGUAUACCUUGGAAUGUUUGUACGCGUUGACUUCGUUAGGUGAAAGGCCAUGUACCAGUGUCGCGCGCGUACGCGGAGCUAUCGACACGUUGGUCGCUCUUGUUACCGUAGAAGCGCAAAGUUACGGUCCAAAAGCAUGCAUUCUGAUGAGGGUAAUCGAGACAGUGUCCACGGUAGCACCACCACCUAAUGCUGCUCAGAACACUCCGGUUACCGCUACUGCCCCAGCUACGACAGUGUCCUCCUCUGUACCAACCACACCGGUUACAGUCACCGCGACACCAGCUCCUGUUAGUCCAGCACCGUCGCGACCAACGACACCAGCCGCCACUGCGACAAAAUCUACGACACACAAAGCAGUGGAGACGAGUAAUUCGCUUCAACAGCAGCACGCGCAUCAACAAAUCAUACAGGAAAACGAGCAGUUCGCUCUCAGUUGGUUAAGAGCUACCUUCGAACCUGCGCUCGGCGUACGUAUAGAACAGGAAGAGUUAUACAAAAAGUAUCUCGGUUGCUGCACAAAGAUCGGUAGAAGAGGCGUUAUUGCUCCGCUUCACUUUCCACGAUGCGUUAGAUCUGUAUUUGGUGGAAGCGUCGGACCAAAUCCGUUGAAAGGUGAAACAAGCGGUACUCAGUAUUACGAAGGAAUCCGAGUACGGGCCACACCUCCCCAAGUAACUUAUCCGAGCCAAACUGCGGUUGGGACUAACACAGCUCCAAUUCCAGCAGUCAACACAACGCCAGUAAAGGUGCUUCCCGUACAACAGCGUACAAUCAAGAGUAUAAGUCCUGCUCCUGAUAGCACGGCCCUAGACAAUCCUGCAUCUGGGCCUCCAAGAACCCCUGCCCCAGCGUCACCUAUCCUAAAAGCCCAAUUGUCUGCUCCACCGAAACCACCAUCCAGUAUCUCGAACACUGCAACUCAAUCCCAAAAUCCAGUCACCAAGGUUGAUUCUAAAAGUCAGGUGUCAGUGUCGCAUCCUCACCUGAGUCAAGCGUUGCUGUCAAGUGGUUCCCAGACACAGCCUCAACCACAAGUCCAGCAAGUACAGCAACAGUGUCAAACGGUCCAGGUAGUUGCAAAGGAAGAUAAUCGAAGUGGUACCACAUCCAGUUCCAUAAUAAAAAGCCUUCUGGCUACUAAGGUAACGGUCAGCAGCGACUGCAUGCCCAGUACUGCUGCGACUUGUGUGACUACCCCUACUGCCUGUGUAACAAACACUACUGCUAGCAUCGCAUCCAGCAUCAGUGCCAACCAGCUAAUAACCAGCAACCAGGUUGCGCAACGUCAACAACAACAAAGGCUACUGCAACAACAGUUAACCAAUAUAUCGCAACCACCUACAACUACGACUAGCGUAACCACAAUACUCCCAAAGACUCCUGUCAACUCGAAGCAAAAGCCAGCUAUCACACCCAUUCCUGCCAAGAAGAUACAAAGGCUCAACGGGGCCAAAUUUAUUAUCACUAAUAAUUGUGACAAGACUGAAGUAAAUGAUAAUGAGAAUGUCAACCAAAUCGUAACAUCGACAACUUCUUCCACGGUGGUUUUGAACUCAACCGAAAAUCACAUAUCGUCAACUAUUAAAGUAUGUCGGCCUCCAACUAUAACCGUAACUACAGCAAACAAAGCGAUCCAACGUUCGACUUGUACAUCGAUCGCCGAAGAUUCAGACUCGACCAACAAUUCUUUGGCAUCCAGUAGUGGUAUCGGUGGUAGUAGGGAUUGUUCUGGUGUCGGUAUAGAGGAGGACAAUUCUUUGACGAGUUUCGAGGGAAUUCUGUUAAACGGUGCACCAAGUAAUAUGGACAUCGACGCGCAGGAAGAUGGAUCUUCGAAAGAUUCGUCUAGUGUAACGUCUAAAGAAAAACCCCUGCAAAGUAUGAUGCUCGCAGAUUUGUUAGAAAGGAAAGUUGACAAAGAGCCGAUCUUAAACGGCGUGUUAGGCAAAAAUUCAAUCAAUGACAAGGGAAUGGACUUAGUAGAAAAUCACAUUAAGAAAGUACUAAAAGAAUCUCCUACUGACAUUAAAAUAAAAUCUGAAGUAGAGGAGACGGAGGUCUCCGAGGAUACUUUGAUCGAAGCACCCAGAGGGAUAAAACGAUCUGCCAGCGAAUUAGAUGAAGUAGAUGUAAAGAAAGUAAAAUAUUCCAAUGGUACGAUGUCGCCGGAUCUUGCUGUUGAUUCGACUACCGCCGAAUCUACUGUCUCGAGUAUAAAGUCUGAAGAACAGGACGAUGAUAAAGAUAACGAGAAAGUAACCGUAUCUUCUACAGCCGCGAAUCUUUAUGCUGCUCUGGCCGCGGAUUGUAUAGAAGACGAAACGGAUCUUGACGAGAACGUUAAUGUAAGUGUUAAGGAAGAACCUAUUACUAUAAAAGAACCUAUCGCUAUAAAGGAGGAACCUGUCAACACGAUGAAAGAGGAACCUAUCACGAUAAAAGAGGAACCUCACAUAUUCGUCAAUCAGCUUAAUCAACAACCACCUCAACAGCAGCAGCCAUCGCAACAGCAACCACAGCAGCAACCGCAACAGCCACCACCACAAUCACAACACCCGCAACCACAAGUGCAACAACAACAACAACAACAGCAACAACAACAGCAGCCACAAUUGCAGCCACAACAACUUAUCGUUACAGCACCUAGGCAGAUAGUAGUACAACAAACGAUUCAACCAAAUAAUCAAGUUAUUAUACCAACCGGUCCAGUGAAAGGAAGACAGGCCCAACCGCAACCGCAAGUUUUAUUGCAACAAGGAGCAGGAGGUCAAUUACAGUACGUUGUUUCUGGCGGCGUGCCUGGUCAAAAUUACGUCCUAGCUCAACCGCAAACGACAUUGGUUCAGGGUCAAGCGCAGACUGUGUUAGUAGCUCAGACGACACAGCAGCAAGGAACUGGUGCAAAAACGAUAAUUAUUUUGCAAUCUCAAGCAGCUGCGCAGCCAACCCAACAAAAAAUGGUGGCCGUCACACCUCAGGGACAACAGGUUGUUGUUACACAAGUUUCACGUCCUAUCUUGCAAAGUCCGGCACUCGGUAAUAUACCCCCGCCUUUGGUUCCAACGUCAGGCACAAUUCCACAAACUUCUAUAAUAGUGAACAGUUCCGUGGCACAAACAAAUCCCAACACAGUGACUGUCACGAUUCCUGCAAUGGCCCAACAAACACCAGUGUCAACUAGUGUACCAUCGAGAGUGGUGACACCAACACCGGCUUCUACUCCACCCCCUACCAGACCUACCACGCCUCAUCAAGCAGCUGCAACGCAUGGAUUGCCGGCGAAACAACCUGCUAAAGUAAUGAAGACUGUCAGUUCCUCAACCUCCACAGAACCGGAAUCCAAGCCGUCUACGAGCCAGAAUCAACCAGAAAAGACCAUCACCAUCAAAAUCGAUCCUAAUGCUUAUUUGUGCGAAUGGCGGGGUUGUUUAAGGCAAUUUAAAACACCGCACGAAGUUUAUCUUCAUGUGUGUGAGGCACAUUGUCCAACUGGUGGAGAGGAAAUAUUAUGUCUUUGGGCGAGUUGCGAUGCCUUAAAAAGACGUAGAUUUUCGUUAAUGACACAUUUAUACGAUAGGCAUUGUAACGCUGAGACAAUGUCGAUAAGAAGGAAACAGUUGACGGUAACAGGCAAAACCGAAGUUUCCACGUCGACACCGUCAGCUCCUCAUCAUCCUGGGUAUGCACCGAAUGCAGCAUUCCAUGCUAUUAAACGGCACGCAUUGGAAUUUGUAAAUCCAAAGGAGUUAAUGCAAAGGCCGACCAAGCCCGCUGCAGCCACUUCAAGCUCUUCUUCCCCCAGACCUGGGCAAAAUCCUCCACCAGAACAGGAUGACAACGAAGGUCCAGUGACCAAAAGUAUUCGCUUGACAGCAGCUCUCAUUCUUAGAAACCUAGUCAUAUAUUCAACACAUGGCAGAAGGCAUCUUAGAGCGUACGAACCACAUUUGGCAGGUGUCGCAUUAAGUAAUGUCGAAUCAUCGAGAACAAUCGCACAAGUUUUGUACGAUAUGAACGAUCAAAGCAGCAGUAACCAUAGGUGACCUCUCGAACCAGGCCUCUAAAAGAAAGCUCUUUCUCGUUGCGAGCAGCGAUCAACUCGUUUAUUUUGAAUUUUAGUGUAAAGUGAGACAACAGAAAUAUGGUAGAAAGGAUGCUAAAAGUUUGCAAUUUAUUGCAAAAGAAAGGUGUGCUUGUGCGGUGUAUGGAAAAAGGGAAGAUGUAAAUGACGAAGAGGAUAUACUAGUAGAGAAGAGGAUACGGCAAUGUUCCAGAAUUAUUAAAGAGGCCUAUAAACUUACUAAGCAAAUCGAUUUGCCGAUUUAGACUAUAAUAAUGUACUGUAACUAGUUAACACGAACGAAAGACAGUAGUUGAAGUGAUUACAGAUCAGUGAUAAAAGAAAAAAAAGCAAACAAAAAACGAGAUAAUAUUUCAAAUUUAAUAUUAAUAUUUAUUUUCUCAACAAGAAGCGGAAGAAAUGUUUUUAGUAAUCGUGUACAAAAAAUGAAGGACGAAGAAAAUACUUUAUGGACGUUAUAGUUAAUUACAAUGAAUAUUAUAUUAUUAUAUUAUAUUAUUAUUAUUAUUAUUAUUAAUUAUUAUUAAUAUUAUUGUAUGUUUUUCAUAAGUCAACCACAAGAAAAUCUAGAAUGUAAAGAAAACCUUUUUAUGAAAUGUAUUUGUUAGGAAUUUAUGAUUUUGCUUAUAUAAUUGCAUAUUGCAAUUACAUGGCUAUAUUAUCGUCUCUCUUUUAUUUUAUUAUCGAGUAAUCUUAUUCUGUCAAGAUAUAACGUUGGUAAGGCAUCGCACAUAGCUUGACGAUGACGGCGUACUUCGACCGCAAGUCCAUCGUGUAUUAAAAACUCUAAGAACUUCUUCUGCUUUAAAUCGGUUUUAGCUCGGGGACUUUUAGCCACUUGUUCGACCUCUGUAUCUAACUUGAAAUCGUAAAAAGAGAUACUCUUAGUAAGAAACUUUUCUACUUUUUCGGGCAAACUGAGCGUGUCGUGUUGAAUUAUUUCCUCGAUCGUAUUAUUAUUCUCAUCUACGCAUAUUAACAUGGCCCGGUUUGUGCGAGUCAUGGAAUUCUGAGAAAUGACGAGAAGCAUCCAUAAAAUGCUGCACACACUUCGAUUCGAUCAAGUCAAGAUCAAUUAUUGCUUCCGACUUGUCCGUAUAUUAUCGAUACAGAUGUAAGUAUAUUUAUACUUGGAACUUAGAAAGGCCUAAAUGUUCUUAAAGCCAGUGUUUUUCAAAUUUUCAGCACUAAAGAAAGAAUGGCUGGGUGUGAAGAAACUAAAAAAGCACUUUCCAAUCAAGGCAGUUUGCCAAUAAUUAAAGAAUUUAAAGAUCUUAAGUACUUUACAAUAAUGACAAAUGGACAAAUAGAACGAUCAUAUGUAACAAUUUUAUUUUAAUUCCAACGAACAUUACGAAUUGAACGUCGUUCGGAAAUCAAAAGUUUCGGAGCAAACAUUCUGUUCUAUAUAUUUAUUUAUUUUUCCUUUCUUUUUAAAUAAGAAUUUAUUGUUUUAGAUAAAAGUGACAAAAGUUUCAACGGUACGAUACUUUCAUUUGAAAUUCUGAUACGAUGCUUCUAUGAAUUUGCAAGCGAUUACUUUAGGCGCGAGUGUUUCUCGUGGCGCGUGAUUAACAAAGCAUUUUGUUCUUGUCCAAAAUUUUAAUGAAAUAUUAUCGACUUCUUUGUAUCAUAAGCUGUAUAAAAAAGAUGAGGUAACGGAAGUAAGUGUACCAUGAAAUGGUAAUUUUAGUUGUUUUGCGAGAUCGAGAGAGUAAAAGCGACUACAUUUUUCUAUUUGGAAAAGUUAGUUAUAUUCGUUGGGAUGUGUUGUAAUUUAAACGAGAAAAAAAAGAUGUCUGUUUUGUUUCUCAAACGUUGAAAAGAAGAAAUUAAACGAAAAAAAAAAAUAUAUAUAUGUAUAUAUAUGUAUAUAUAUAUAUAUUUUUUUUACGUUAUCAGACGCGACAAUGAAGAUCGUGCGAAUAGGUUUGCAUUUACAAGUCAUCGAGUUACCCAGCUAUCUAGGCGGGAUCCGCGAAUAAAAAAGUUAUUGGACGAUCGUAUUCGAAUAACGUCCACAAGAAAUAAAGUAUAUAUGUAUAAUUAUAAAUAUUUGUACAUAAUACCUGUAUUUCAUUCAUGAUGUUGCGAGUUCUGUGUAAAUUUUUCUUAAAGGUGUAAGAUUAAAUGUCUGGCGAAGCGAAGUGAGGAAGAAUUUUUGUAUUAUAGUAGGAUUAUGACAAGACGUAGGGAGUUGCAAGGUACAUAAGAGAAAUUUUUGUAAUUACCGAAUCGAUAUACAGCGGACGCUGAGAAGAGAAAACUGGCUGGCACCGAUUGUAACGAAGAAAGAAACUGAUAAUUUAAAUAUCGUGAAUUGUAAAACGAUGAAUACAUUGUGCGAGCCUCUGUUAUGUAUUUUAUAUAUAGAUUAUACAUAUUAUAUAUAUAUAUAAAAUACAUAUAAUUAUAUAUAUAUAUAAAAUAUAUAUUAUAUUAUAUAUAUUAUAUAUAUUAUAUAUAUUAUAUAUGUAUAUAUACAUACAUACAUAAAUCAAAUUGAAUAGCUGAACGUUUAGAAGAGAAAUCUUAUGAGAGGCUUUUUAUUUUUAUUAUUUGUAAUUACCUAGUUUACAUGUUCACCGUUUCGUACGAUCAUCGAGAUCAUAACAAUAUGUGUAAAGGAAUAAAAGAAUGAUAUAAUAAAUUACUAAAUACAAAAGGAAAAAAUCGUUGAAAUUAAA
Molecule: messenger RNA, 8917 nt
Organism: Bombus impatiens (common eastern bumble bee)
Lineage: Eukaryota; Metazoa; Arthropoda; Insecta; Hymenoptera; Apidae
Gene: Bap170
Product: AT-rich interactive domain-containing protein 2
Exons: 18
Coding region: 697-6192 (1831 amino acids)
Biological process (GO): regulation of DNA-templated transcription
Cellular component (GO): SWI/SNF superfamily-type complex
Molecular function (GO): DNA binding
Source: RefSeq, a predicted model, not a curated record